AUGGCCGAGCAUCAAAUCAUUGUGGAAGACUCCGUGGGGCCCAUAGAUCAUGCCGUGAUUUCUGAGCUUGCCACUCAGCAAGGGGCCUACCCUCAAGGGCUGGCCAAUUCUGUCACCCCCUCUAGAGGGGUCAAAAGGAAAAGUGGCGUCACUGGCAGCGAAAGAGGCACUCAUGGUGGGUUCAAACCUAAAUCCCACUUCACAGAAAACGAGAACGUUAUGCUCGUGGAGCUCAUAAUUCGCAACCGAUCAGUUCUAAAGAGUCGUCGACCGGAGGCACAAGUGGAGAGGGCGAAUGCAUUCGAUUCCUUCACGGAAGCUCUCAAUGAGAUGAACCCAGGCUCGCCCAAGACGGUGCUGCAAGUGAGGAAAAAAAUGGACAAUUUGGUGUCGAGAGUGAAAAAGCUGAUCGAAGAGCACAGGGAAGUCGGCUACGUCAAAAACAAGAUUCCGGUCUAUCUCAUCAAUCUGGCUAACGAGUUCAUAUUGUGGAACCCUCCUGGGGAGGAGGUGCCCAAUGUCCCCGGUGGUGGCGCUCUUCAUGAUGAUUUCGUGAGUACUGCUGCCGCAUCGAACGCUGGCUUCUCACACGCCCUGCACGCCUCGACUGGGCCGAUACAGACUAGAGAGCGAAUGCUACGCAAACACAAGUUGGAAUUGGAAUGCGAACUACUACUAGAACAGAUAAAGAAAGUGAAGGCUGAGAAUGAGUUCACUGAGGCCAGAUUUGGUGGUGUUGGCGUGCUGUGA
Messenger RNA from Perkinsus marinus ATCC 50983, 750 nucleotides. RefSeq lists its product as hypothetical. Lineage: Eukaryota; Perkinsozoa; Perkinsida; Perkinsidae. The record is from RefSeq and is a predicted model, not a curated record. The transcript has 3 exons. The coding region runs from base 1 to 750 and encodes 249 amino acids.